AUGCCAAGUAAACCUAAAUCCGGCCCUGGCCCCCGACCUGAGAGCUGCUUGACGUGUAGGCAGAGGAAGAAAAAAUGCGACAAGACUCGACCGUUUUGCUUGCGGUGCUUGAAUUCAAAGGGGGCAUUUCCGUGUUUGGGGUAUGGCGAUGAAACGUACGAGCCCCCAACCGACAAACCGUCCCUUGAAGAGCGCGUGGUGAAUACCUCUGGAGCGAACUUGCGUCCGCUUGUCUUCGGAGUAGAGUUUGGGGACGCAGUUCCCGAGUCGAGUGCAAAGGUUGUUUACUACGGGACGCGUGUGUCGGCGUCGGACAUAAACGACUACCUUACUCCUGCGGUCAUCUCGCUUACCGACCGUAGCUCUCCCGAAAGCUCGCUAAUGAGCAUUGCAUCAUCGAUGCAUCAUCCAGUGCAAGACGCAGACUGGGAGCCAGGUGUAAGAAGCCAUGGGUCGGAUAAUGCUAUCAGACUAUCGCUGCCUUCGAUGAUUCCACGUGGGGUGAACGCUAACAGGUGGAUGAGGGAGAGCUACCUGACGUUCAUUCUGGGAGAAUAUUAUAGACACCGAAUCCUCAAGUUUUUCAGACCUCCCACUAAGGAAGGACCGGGACACCUCAUCGCGAAUUUAAGCCGACCUCGAAGACUUGGAUAUAUGUACCUUGGAGCUAAGAUAUUCGAAACCUUUGUAGGAAAACCAGAGGAAAUGGCCAUACAGUCGAGCUCCCAGUGGGUGACGCGGUACGCGAAUCAUGUAACAAGCUCAGAAGAGCUCCAGAACCCGUUCCCAUCAGUGAAAGAGGUAGAGGAUAGGUUGAGUGGGCUUCUGCACUUAGGUCUCAUACAACUUAUUGUCCUCGGCACUGCUGCGGCGUACAAUACUCUGCGUCUCGCGCUGCCCAACGCCCUCCGCCUUGUAUCGAAUUACCCAGAUCAUUGGGCCAAAGAAGAACGCAACGGACUUCUUUGCAUAUCUCUGCCAUCAGUCCUGACCUCAUUUCAAGCCGACCUUCAGAGAUUCGUGUACCAAGAUAUCGUGUAUUCGCUCAUACUCGGGGUUCCAACACAGGCUGAAUACGACUCGACGGAACUGCCAACCGCACCUGGGACAAACAUCUCGGCUGAUUGGUUUCAUGAUGUGCAGGGUGCACCCGCUGAAAUGGUUAUCAUUAUCUCCGAGGUGCACAAUUGGCGCGCCCAAGUUAAGAGUGCAGACUGGCGCGAGCUGGAAAUGAGGGCGUGGGCAUGGAAUCGAGCGGAUACUCGGUACGAAGAGUCAAACCAACUGAUAUAUCGCACUGCGAUACAGGAAGCCUGGAGACAUGCAACGUUAAUUUAUAUCUAUAUGGGUAUGUGUGGGGUAACUUCUCAUGAUGCCAGAGUUCAGGCCUCCGUGUACCAAAUCGUCAAAUUAAUGGAAGUGGUGGGAGAUACGACUAUGGACGUACACUUCUCGAUCACAUCCCUCGUAGCCGGGAUAUCAGCCCGAUACGAGACUCAGCGAGCACUCAUUUUCCGAAAGCUCAGGUCUUUCAGUGGAAUCAGGUUAUGGGCGAUUCAAGGCCGAGAUUUCGCGCGAGUUUUAGAUUCUCUGUGGCAUAGUGCCGCUAUAUAUGGCGGCGCAGUCGUGUGGGACGAUUACCCGAGUCAAAGUUUGAACGUGCCCGAGGACCCCGAAGAAUGUGCCUCUAUUUGCAUCGAGGCAGGUUUAUUUUACGGAAUGGCUCAACAUGUUACAAACGAUCUUCUUGGCCCAAUAGACGAAUAUGUCCCAGCAGUGUUUUCGCGAGCGAGUUCGAAUCCUACCCUGGGAGUUCGAAGUGUCCCACCCGAGGCGGCAAGCUUGAGGUCCCACCAUUCCUCGGUGUCGGGCAAGCGCCCACACGUGAUGAAACUAGAGUCUGGUCAUGACUACGAGGUUAGUAUGUCAUCUACUGAGGAUUCUGUCUUGUCUGACUUGCGGAGUGAACUUCCCAGGAGAAAGAAGUGCGACCGGACUAGACCGGUCUGCGAGCGUUGUACCAAGGGCCGGUUUAAGUGCCUUGGGUAUGAUAACGACCCUCUGGAGAGCCCAUUAACGGAGAAAGUGUUUGGAUCAACAAGGACACUCGGGCGCUUAGAUAUAAAUGACCCUGCCCCAACGCCAAGGUGUGUGGAAACACCGAGUGCAACUCGGGCUGUCCAGAACCAGUCGUCUAGUCGACUCACCGGUCCUAAUGCUUUGUCCCGAAAUUUGGAUGAUGUACCUUCAGAGGAUGCAAAGUCACGUCUAGAAUCGUUUAACGACUCCGAAAACUCGAUCCUGAGUGCAGGCGCUCUGGAACUCAUGGCCAAGUCACUUUCAAAACCACAAGGUCUAUCAACUUUGGCUCAGGAACUUCGAGCAUUCGAUGGGGUGUGGCCUCAGGAGCAUUCACAAAGCCUCGUUCGAGCGAGAACAUUUGACCCGGGUAUAGGUGCCACUCUCCCCCUGGUAAUUCAAGCUGAGAUACCCCGUUCCUUGAACGUAAACGCGCGGAUGCGGGAAAGUUAUUUCACAUUUAUCUUAUCCGAAUACGAGACACAUCGCCUCCGUAAAUUCUUUCGGUCACCUCCUGUCCCAAUAAGCCGUGGUUUGGCCCAGCGUAUGAAGCGUUCCAAUAAAAUGCUUGGAUUCAUGUACCUCGGUGCCAAGGUAUUUGAAGUUCUUACAGAAAAACCCAAAGAUGCCGCUUCGGAUUGUUGCAAGAAAUGGAUUGCCAACUUCGAUCGACAAGUUAUGGGUCGCGCGUCUUCGAGCCCUUCGCUCCAAGAAUCAGAAGAUCGGCUUACAGGAUUAUUGAAGUAG
This is a messenger RNA of Rhizoctonia solani, 2826 nucleotides long. Its product is annotated as Fungal specific transcription factor domain. The transcript is spliced from 13 exons. Bases 1 to 2826 code for a protein of 941 amino acids. Gene Ontology annotation, molecular function: DNA-binding transcription factor activity, RNA polymerase II-specific; zinc ion binding; transcription cis-regulatory region binding. Gene Ontology annotation, cellular component: nucleus. Gene Ontology annotation, biological process: positive regulation of transcription by RNA polymerase II. Lineage: Eukaryota; Fungi; Basidiomycota; Agaricomycetes; Cantharellales; Ceratobasidiaceae. The record is from RefSeq and is a predicted model, not a curated record.